GUACAAAAAUUCGAAUACUGUUCUACAUAAAUGAACUGUACAUAAAGAUAUUACGUAGAAUAACGUUAUCGAAUGAAAGAGAAAGAACAAAUUCAUGCUGUCUAUUGAGUUAUUUACUAACGUGUCAUAUAACCUACAAUUUGUACUUUCGUAGUGUGCAAAAUUGCUUGGUAUUUGUCGAUUGUAAAAGGAAAGGUAUGAAACAGAGAGCCUGUAAUUAUUUCUUAGCAAAGAGCACUUUUACUUUGAAGCCUUGAGAGAACAGACCUUUGAAUUAAAUCUAAGUUCAAGUUUAUUAGAAGUUACUAUGGCAGAUACUCAAGAAUCAUUACUUUUAAAAAUUAAAGAACAAGGUGAUCUUGUGAGAAAAUUGAAAGCUGCGAAAGAAUCAAGUGAAAAGGCUAAGAAGACUAAUUUACAGUACAAUUUACCAGAGAUUGAGAAACAUUUAUGUGAUUAUAGUUACGUUUGUGGGUACACUCCCAGUUAUUGUGAUAUAGAAUUAAAGAAUGACUUAGGAAAGAAUAUAGAUUUUGAGAAAUACACAUCCAUCAAGAGGUGGUGGUACCAUAUGGGGAGUUUCAGUGACUUUGAAAUAUCAUUGUUACCUAGAUUGAGUCCUCCUAAAGUGUUGGAAAAAGUGAAAGAUGGGACCGCAAUAGAUCAGCAGAUUCAGGAGGAAGUUGCUAAGCUAUUAGCAUUGAAAGCACAGUUGGCUCCGGCUGAAGAUGCAGCUCCCCAAAAAUUCACCCUUAAGACCCCUAAAGGUACACGGGAUUAUAACCCCCAACAGAUGAGCAUAAGGAAUGGAGUCCUACAAAAGAUUAUUGCUGUAUUCAAGAGACACGGUGCUGAAUGUAUUGACACACCUGUCUUUGAGCUGAAGGAAGUUUUAACCGGAAAGUAUGGUGAGGAUUCUAAACUGAUCUAUGACUUGAAAGACCAAGGAGGUGAAAUUCUGUCUCUGAGGUAUGACCUGACGGUGCCACUCGCGCGGUACCUGGCAAUGAAUAAGAUCAACACUCUGAAGAGAUACCACAUUGCUAAGGUAUACCGCCGAGACAAUCCUGCGAUGACUAGAGGCAGAUACAGGGAGUUCUACCAAUGUGAUUUCGACAUAGCAGGCCAAUAUGACCCCAUGGUGCCUGACGCGGAAUGCCUAAAGGUAGUCACUGAGAUAUUGGAUGCCCUUGAGAUCGGCUCGUACGUUUUGAAAGUAAAUCACCGGCGGCUACUAGACGGCAUGUUCGAAGCUUGCGGAGUUCCCGCUGACAAGUUUAGAACUACUUGCUCCACUGUUGAUAAGUUAGAUAAGUCGCCAUGGGAAGAGGUGAGGACUGAAAUGAUAAAUGAGAAGGGCAUAUCGCCGGACGCUGCCGACAGAAUAGGCGAGUAUGUACGACUGAACGGAGGCGUGGAACUGGCUGAUAAACUCCUUACUGAUGAGAAACUGUCCAAGACUAAGGCUGCGGUUGAAGGUCUGCAAGGGAUCAAAUUGCUGUUGGAGUAUUGCGGCCUCUUUGGUAUCCAGGAUAAGAUAUUGUUUGAUCUUAGUCUGGCUAGAGGCCUGGAUUAUUACACUGGUGUUAUAUACGAGGCUGUGUUGACGCAGCCAAUUAAAAUCGGCAAUGAAGACCAGACUGUCGGAUCCAUCGCUGGCGGUGGCCGAUACGAUAACCUUGUUGGCAUGUUCGAUUCGAAGCAUAAGCAGGUACCAUGCGUAGGCGUCAGUAUCGGCGUCGAGCGUAUAUUCUCCGUGUUGGAAGCUAAACUAGCCGCGGGCGACAUAUCUGUGCGUACAAGUGAAGUUGACGUAUACGUUGCGUCUGCGCAGAAGAACUUCCUUGAAGAACGUAUGAAGAUCUGCGCUGAGCUGUGGAAUGCUGGAAUUAAAACCGAGCAGUCCUACAAGAAGAACCCAAAGAUGUUGAAUCAGCUUCAGCACUGUGAAGAGAACGGCAUUCCUCUAGCAGUUGUAUUGGGCGAGUCGGAACUCAAACGAGGAGUCGUCAAAGUAAGGAACAUCACCACAAGACAAGAGGAUGAAGUACCUAGGGACAAACUUGUUGAAGAUCUUAAGACUAGAAUUGCAGCAUUAAAUGUCAAAGAACUCAACGGAUCAGCGUAAUUUGACUCUAGUAUAUUUGAGGUAUUUAAAACAAUAUUCACUUGUUAUAUUGCAAAUUCGACUUUAUAUUAAAUGGAAUAAGGUUUGUUUUGUAGUGUAUGUAUGUGAAUGGUUGUUUAAAUACGUCAUAAGGUUACAAUCCAACUCGUAUUCUAAAUUAUUAUGUUCAGAUUUAGAAUGUUGGUAUUUAAGAAUGAGUCACAAGACUGUUGCUAGUUCAUCUUCUAUAGAAAUUCUAUAGAUCCUUAUUUUCUAAAGAAACUAGCCGAGGUAUGAAACCUUAUUUACUAUGCUUUCGUACUAACUAACAAAUCUAAGCCUUCAAUUCUGAUUUAGGGUUAAUUUUAUUUUAAAACAUCAUUACAAUUUCAGUUAAACGUGCUGACAAAUAUAAUUGAUUGGUCUUAUUUGAAAUGUCAAUGUUUAAAUGAGGUGACUCUGUUUAUAAACAAUUGCUAUACCCUUAAAUAUCUGCCUUUGUUCCUAAAGCUGCCAGAAUUUAUGCAGCUGCACGUUAAAGCUGUCUUUAGACCGCAAAGCGACUUCUCUUUAUGUUAUAAGUAAAGUCAAUUUGCCUCAAAAGAGUUAUUGACUUCCAAUAACAAUUUUAAUGUUGAUUGACUUAAAGACAAAUAAAUCUAAAAUAUACAUUGUUACAUUUACUGCGAUUUGAAACUUUAUUUGGAUACAGUUUGAGUAUCAAUUGCAAUGCAUUUGGAUGCGUAAUAAAUUUUGAUUAAGAAUAGAAUUUGUACUUACCUAUCCAAAAAAUUGGUCUUAAAAGGUCUUAAAAGGUAUAUACCUUAUACCUCUAAAUAUUAAGUGAUUUUUAUUUUUUUUUCUACUGUAACAUGUAUCACAAAAUGUCUUGCAUUUUUUCUCUGUACCUACGUUUUUACGAUUUUAAAUAAUUAAAAUGUUAAGUUAAAUUUAGUUCUUCUUAGCAUUUUAAAACAACUUAGUAAUUUAUUGUAGCGACGAAAUUUUAAGUUUAAAACCCCUAAAUAUAAAGUAUGCGUCAAUCCAUUUUUGUAUAUGUGUGAGUUACAAUAUUCGUUUUAAUAAAUUAUGAAAUUAA
Messenger RNA from Spodoptera litura, 3206 nucleotides. RefSeq names its product histidine--tRNA ligase (gene HisRS). Lineage: Eukaryota; Metazoa; Arthropoda; Insecta; Lepidoptera; Noctuidae. The record is from RefSeq and is a predicted model, not a curated record. Gene Ontology annotation, cellular component: mitochondrion; cytosol; cytoplasm. Gene Ontology annotation, molecular function: histidine-tRNA ligase activity; ATP binding; RNA binding. Gene Ontology annotation, biological process: histidyl-tRNA aminoacylation; mitochondrial translation.